GCGUGUAUUUUUUAUUUCUCUGUAAUUUUGGUUUUAAAAAACGCGAAAAGUGUUAUUGUUUCUAGUAAAUUAUUUUCUAAUUUUGUGUCCACCAUCUUGAUUAUUCAUUGAGGAUCAAAGUGAUACCAGUAUAAAUCUUUUUUGUAUAGGGUUUUGAUAAUCAAAUCAAAAUGUAUCCUGCAAGGCACAGUGGACCACCUCAAGCUGGGCAAGGACGUUUCUCCAUUACUGAUACACUUGAACGGAUUAAAGAGGAAUUUAGUUAUCUUCAAAGUCAAUAUCAUAAUUUAAGGAUGGAAUUGGAUAAAUUAGCUACCGAUAAGAAUGAGAUGCAACGUCAUUAUGUAAUGUAUUAUGAAAUGUCAUAUGGUCUUAAUGUUGAGAUGCACAAGCAAACCGAGAUAGCCAAACGUUUGAAUACCCUUAUAGCUCAGAUAAUGCCUUACCUGCCAGCUGACCAUCAACCACAAGUUGCACAAGCGGUAGAAAGAGCUAAACAAGUUACCAUGUCAGAAUUAAAUGCAAUUAUUGGUCAACAACAUACAGGUAUGACACAUUUAAUGCAACAAAUUCAUGCCCAACAGUUGCCUACAGCAGCAGCCGCUGUUGCUGCUGCGGCUGCUGCAGGGCAUCCACAUGGACCGGGAAUGCCGAUGAUGCCUCAUCCAUCUUUACCUGCACCACCACCGCCUGGUUUACCAGGAAAUUCAGCAGCAGGUCUGUUGGCUUUAUCAGCAAAUGCUUCUGCCGCUGCAUCAUCAAACAAUGCUGUGACCUUGUCAUCUAUCUCCACGGCUUCAUCACCAGUAUCGAAAGAUUCAGCCUCAGCAAGGGAACUUAAUGAUGUUAAACGAAACCAUUUAGAAGAUAGGCAACGUAAUAAUUUUUCACCACAUGUUGGUUUAGAUCGUAAUCGUCAUCUAAGUCGAUCACCCGAUCAGGAUAAACACAAGAGAAGAAAAGAUACUGUGAGUUGUGACAGUGAUGGUGAAAAAAGUGACCAAGAAUUGGUUGUAGAUGUUGCCAACGAUGAACCUUUAGGACCUUCUAAUGGUAAUGCCAACUCACCCAGAGAGAAUGGUCAAGAUAAAUCAAUUAAGAAAGAACCAUCAUCUCACAGUCCUCAUUCCAGUAUCUCAUCAAAUUCAAAUACUCCAUCAGCUAAACAUAAGGAAAACGAAAAGUCAACCACACCGCUUCCAAAAGCAGCAACACCUAAUAGCUCGGGAGCCUCCACACCCGGAGUCAGUGGAUUAAAGUCAAUGCCCAAAGGUCCACCAUUAGGUCCACCCUAUCCAUAUCCUUUACACUCUGCACCUCCUGGAGCAGGAGGUCAUCUUGCCACUGAUUUAACUACCGGUGCAAUUGCCGCUGCUUUUCCACCAGGUAUGCUUCAUAAUAACAUUUCUCCUGCUCUUAAUUCAUACUCACGAGGUCUUGUAGCGGGAUAUGAUCCUCACCCGAACAUGAGAGCCCCCGGAUUCGCUGGUCUACCUGGAAAAUCAGCUUGUUCAUUACAUAUAGGUCCUGAUGGAACAUCACAACCUGUACAUAUUCCACUUGAUGCGACAAAUGCUAUUGGUAUUCCUCGACAAGCAAGGCCAGUUGACACUCUUAAUCAUGGUGAGGUUGUUUGUGCCGUUACCAUAAGUCAGAACAAUAAAUAUGUGUACACAGGAGGAAAAGGUUGUGUAAAAGUUUGGGACAUUAGUUCUCGUGGGACAAAACAACCAAUGCACACUCUUGAGUGUUUGCAACGUGAAAAUUACAUUAGAUCUUGUAAAUUAUUACCCGAUGGAAGAACACUGAUUGUUGGAGGUGAAGCUUCUACCAUCUCUAUUUGGGAUUUGACAGGAGCACCAAGAAUUAAGAACGAGUUACCUUCAACAGCACCAGCCUGUUAUGCCUUGGCUAUUAGUCCAGAUUCAAAAUUAUGUUUCAGUUGUUGUAGUGAUGGUAACAUUGCUGUAUGGGAUCUUCAUAAUAAUUCAUUAGUCCGCCAAUUUCAAGGUCACACUGACGGAGCUUCUUGCAUUGAUAUUAGUAAUGAUGGUAAUAAAUUGUGGACUGGAGGCUUGGAUAAUACAGUUCGAUCUUGGGAUCUUCUAGAAGGUCGUCAAUUACAUCAGCAUGAUUUUAGUUCACAAAUAUUUUCUCUUGGAUACUGUCCAACAGGCGAAUGGCUCGCAGUAGGUAUGGAAAGUAGUAGCGUUGAAGUCCUUCACACCUCCAAACCUGACAAAUAUCAAUUACACCUCCAUGAAAGUUGUGUAUUGUCACUUAAAUUUGCUAAUUGUGGUAAAUGGUUUGUUAGCACUGGCAAAGAUAACUUACUCAAUGCUUGGCGAACACCUUAUGGAGCCAGUAUCUUCACGGUUAAAGAAACGUCAUCUGUGUUAAGUUGUGACAUAUCCUCUGAUGACAAGUACAUAGUUACCGGUUCUGGAGACAAAAAGGCCACAGUUUACGAGUUGAAAGAAAAAUUGUACAGGCGCCGUACAAGAGAUGGUCGGAAAGUCCAUAGAACCACUUUGUAUAUACCAUCACCGAUGUACCCUGAAUAGAAAGAAACAUGGUAGAGAUUGUUACAUUUCUCUUGUCACAAAGUCAAACCAAUAGAAAAGAGAAGAUGAAAAACGAGAAGCUAAACUGAAACAACUAAUAGAUAUGAGAAAAAUAGAUUUAGGAUUAAUCUUCCUAAUCCACAAAAUCCCCUUAAACUGCAAUAUUCACCUUCAUUUUUUCAUUUUCCUUUCCCAUAAAACCUUCCAGUCUCAGUUCAAACCUCAUCUUCGACCCUUUACAUCAUGUAUUUUACUCUUCUCUCCCGAAUUUCUCUCUCCUUCUUUGUCCUCAUCAUCUCUAAUUUGCUUUAAGUACGUGAUCAUCAAAAAAGAAUCAACAAAGUUUCCUAAAAAAAUGACCCAAUGAAAGAAACCAACAUGUCAAAGGUCAACAACCAAAAUUGUAAAUUUUUAACCCCAAAGCCGAGGCUUUAUUGGUCUAUGGAUUCGGGCACCUUUCGUUUGACGUAAACCCUCAAGAAGCGAAUUAAUUGUAAUAAAGUCGUUCUCAUCUUCUCCCACUUCGCCAAGGAACAACCACCAUGUAUCUUGUCACCCACAACAAUUAACGGACUAAACAAUUACUUGACAAGAUUAACUUCUUGAAAAACAUCAACCAAAAAAGAUGGUUAAAUAGUCCAAACUACUAUUUCAUGAUAAUUUUGUGAUUUCUUAGAAUCAACAAUUUUUUUCUUUCCUCCAUCUUCAUCUUCAUCUCCUCUCCAUCCUUUUCUCCCUCUCUUUGCUCUUUCUUCCUCAUCAUCCUUCAUCAUUUUCCUCUGUAACAAAAAAGAAAACAUUUUUCUCUAGUUUGAUUUUCUCAGCAUUUGGAAAACCAAAACAAACCAAUUACAAAAAGCUACAAAUUGACAAAUGAGAAAAAAAUCCAAUAACAAUUAACAGAAUAUGUUACAAAAUUA
This is a messenger RNA of Panonychus citri (citrus red mite), 3484 nucleotides long. RefSeq names its product protein groucho-like. NCBI's taxonomy places the organism in Eukaryota, Metazoa, Arthropoda, Arachnida, Trombidiformes, Tetranychidae. The coding region runs from base 171 to 2564 and encodes 797 amino acids. Gene Ontology annotation, biological process: regulation of DNA-templated transcription; negative regulation of canonical Wnt signaling pathway. The transcript is spliced from 7 exons. Gene Ontology annotation, molecular function: protein binding; transcription corepressor activity. The record is from RefSeq and is a predicted model, not a curated record. Gene Ontology annotation, cellular component: nucleus; transcription regulator complex.